AUGGAGAAAAAUGGAAGCACAGAUUCAAAGACUAACGCCGGGAAGCAAAACAAGAGAACUCAUCCAGAUGAUGAUGUCUCUAGCUCUAGGAGUACUAGACCAAAGCGAGCUGCCGCAUGUACAGACUUCAAGGAAAGAUCGUCUUUCCGUAUCUCUAAGAAAUCUUCUACUGUUGAAACCAAGAAACAGCAGAUUGUGGACAAUGAGAUUGCAGCUCUAAGCUUAACAAGUUCUCCGCAAAGCAACGAGACUCGUGAAACAAGGAGGCUAACUAAAUUCCAUUUACAUGAUAGAAAUGGAGUUCCACAGCCAGUGGAGAUGUUGGAGGUUGAUGACAUUUUCAUCGGAGGUGUUAUCUUACCUUUAGGUGAUGACAAGGAGAAAGAAGAUGGCGUGAGGUGCGACUCUUUUGGACGAGUUGAGAAUUGGAAUAUCUCUGGAUAUGAAGAUGGCUCCCCGGUGAUAUGGAUCUCAACCUUAUUGGCAGAUUAUGAUUGCCUUAAACCUGAUACUAGGUACAAGAAGAUGUAUGAUUAUUUCCUUGAGAAGGCUCGUGCCUCAAUAGCGGUUCACAAGAAACUGUCCAAGUCUUCAGGUGGGAACCUUGACACAAGUCUUCCCGAGUUGCUCGCGGCGGUUUCUAGGUCUAUGAGUGGAAGCAAAUUCUUUUCUAGCGGUUUAGAAAUCCGAGAUUUUGUUAUAUUCCAAGGGGAAUUCAUAUAUAACCAGCUUCUUGGUCUGGACGAGACAGCCAAGAAACAUGAGACAAGCUAUCGGGAGAUUCCAUGUCUCGUUUCUCUCAGAGAUGAGAGUAAACUUGACAAGGCUGUGCAGAUGGAAGGAGGAAGCUCUUCUAAUGGGGCUCUGAGGAUUGUGGAAGGAGCAAGCUCUUCUAAUGGGGCUCUGAGGAUUGGUGGAGUUGCUGAAGUGGAAGAGACAAAGUCCAGAAGAUAUGCUGAGAUUAUACAAGACGAAGAGUAUAGGAAAUAUAUUCAACGUCCCAGGAAAAACCGUAGAUCAGCUCCUGCUUCAAAAAGUUUUUACAUAAAGAUCGAUGAAGAUGAGAUUGCCAAAGAUUAUCCUCUCCCAGAUUCUUAUAAGAAUUACCAAGAUGAAACGGAUGAGCUUAUACUGCAUGAUGCUAGCACUGAGGAACUGCCUCGAAGGAUGCUUCACAACUGGGCUCUUUACGACUAUGAUUCUAUGUUGAUACCUCUAGAGCUUCUUCCGAUGAAGCCUUGUGAUGAUCUUGAUGUAACUAUUUUUGGAUCUGGUUUGAUGACCGACGAUGUUGGAAACUGGUCUUGUGAAGGUGAUUCUGAAGCCUCUACAAAGUCAAAGGAUCAUGAUGGGAUGCCCAUAUUACUCAGUAAAAUAAAGGAAUGGAUGGUUGAGUGUGGGUCGUCAACGGUCUCCGUUACAUUAAUAACGGAUGUAGCAAGGUAUCGACUUGGGAAACCGUCAAAGCAAUACGCCCUUUGGUAUAAACCUCUUGAGAAAACAGCAAUGGCUGCGGUACGCAUUAUUGCUUUGCUUGAGAAGCAAGCUAGGGUUGCUAGGCUUUCAUUUGCAAAUGUCAUCAAAAGAGUGUCUGAGUUCGAGAAGAAAGAUAAAGCUUACAUUUCUGAUGAUCUCUCGACUGUUGAGAGACAUGUGGUCGUCCAUGGACAAAUAAUCUUGCAGAUUUUCUCAGAAUUUCCUAACGAUGAUAUCAAAAAGUCUCCAUUUAUUAUGGAGCUUGCGAGGAAAAUGGAGGAAAGGCACCACACAAAAUGGGUCAUCAAGAAGAAGAGAAGUGUGACAAGGGAAGUGAAUCUGAUGAAUCCGAGGGAAGGUGUGACACCUGUGGCAUCCAAGAGGCAAGCUAUGCAAGCAACAACAACUCGCCUGAUCAACAGAAUCUGGGGAGAGUAUUACUCCAUUUACACUCCAGAGGAUCCACAGCAAGAGAAUGAUCCACAGCAAGAGAAUGAUGCAGAUCAAGAGAAUGAUGCAGAUCAAGAUGAGGAGGAAGAUUUUGAAGAGGAGAGUGAAAAUGAAGAAGAAGAUGAUGACGAAGAGGAGAUUGUACCAGAACCUGUCGAGGUUCAGAAGUCUCAUACUCCUCCAAAGAAAAUCCGAAGCAGUUCUGGUAAACUGGAGAUUAGAUGGGAGGGUAACAGUCAAGGGUUCACAUCUGCUGGUGAGCCUCUCUAUGGACAAGCCCUAGUUGGAGAAGAACUGGUGGUUGUAGGUGAUGCGGUCGUCUUGAGGGUUGAUGAUCCAGAGGAAACUCCGAUCAUGUACUUUGUGGAAUACAUGUUCGAAAGAUCAGACCACUGCCAAAUGCUACAUGGUAGACUCCUCCAAAGAGGAUCCGAGACAGUUCUCGGUAAUGCUGCUAACGAGAGGGAGCUCUUCCUUACUAAUGAUUGCAUGGCUCUAGAGCUAAAGGACGUACUAGGAAAAGCCCAUUUCGAGUUCCGUUCAAGGCCAUGGGGCCAUCAGUUCAGGAAAGAGAACAUUGCGGCAGAUAAGCUUGACAGGGCAAGAGCAGAAGAGAGAAAGGCAAAAGACUUGCCAACAGAAUACUUCUGCAAGAGCUUAUACUCGCCUGAGAGAGGAGGCUUCUUUACUCUUCCUCUAAGUAGUAUUGGCCGUGGUUCUGGAUUCUGCAGUUCAUGUAGGAUCAAGGUGGCUGAAGAGGAAAGGUUAAAGUUUAAACUCAAUCUUUCAGAGAAAAGCUUUUCCUCCAAGGGGAUUCAAUAUUCUUGUGGGGAUUUUGUCUAUGUAAACCCCCAAUAUAUGACAAGUAUAGAUGGUUUGACGGAGAGUUAUGGAAAACACAAGUCUGGGAGGAACAUUGGCUUAAAAGCUUAUGCUGUUUGCCAAUUGCUGGAGAUCACUAUCCCACAAGAAUCUAUAAUGGGUUUCUUUGAGGUUCAGUUGAGAAGGUUUUAUAGGCCUGAGGAUAUUUCUUCAGACAAGGCCUAUACUUCAGACAUCCGAGAGCUGUAUUACAGCCAUGAUACAUAUGUUCUCUCUCCAGAGGCUCUACAGGGAAAGUGUGAAGUGAGGAGGAAAAAUGAUAUGCCUUUAUGCGGUGAAUAUCCAAUAUCAGAACAUAUCUUCUUCUGUGAACACAUCUAUGACCCUUCCAAUGAUUCUCUCAAGGAGUUGCCCUAUAAUAUCAAACCGAUGUUCUCUACAACUGAGGAUGACAAGCUUCCAAGAAAGAAAAAGGGCAAGGCUUUAGAGAGUGAAGCUGAGGAUUCUGCGACUCCCAAGCGUGAAGAGGCACCUAAAGAGAUGCGUCUGGCUACGCUAGAUAUUUUUGCUGGUUGUGGUGGCCUCUCUAAGGGACUGGAACAAGCAGGCGUAUGUGAGACAAAGUGGGCCAUCGAGUAUGAAGAGCCAGCUGGACAGGCCUUUAAGAAAAACCAUCCUGAAUCAGCAGUUUUUGUGAACAACUGCAACGUGAUUCUUAGGGCCAUGAUGGAGAAAGGUGGAGAUCAAGAUGAUUGUAUCUCUACAAAAGAGGCUGAUGAACUCGCAGCCAAACUUGAUGAGGACGAGAAGCGUAAUCUGCCACUGCCUGGUCAGGUUGAUUUCAUCAACGGAGGCCCUCCAUGCCAGGGAUUUUCUCGUAUGAACCGGUUCAACCAAAGAUUUUGGAGUAUAGUUCAGCGUGAAAUGAUAUUAGCAUUCCUCUCGUUUGCUGAUUAUUUCCGGCCAAGAUACUUUCUUCUUGAGAACGUGAGGUCCUUUGUGUCCUUCAAUAAAGGGCAAACAUUUCAACUCACGCUCGCUUCUCUCCUUGAGAUGGGUUACCAGGUGAGAUUCGGAAUCUUGGACGCAGGUGCGUAUGGAGUUUCUCAAUCAAGAAAAAGAGCUUUUAUAUGGGCAGCUGCACCAGAAGAAGUUCUUCCAGAGUGGCCUGAGCCAAUGCAUGUCUUUAGUGGUCCACAGUUGAAAAUCCCACUAUCGAAAGGUGCACACUAUGCUGCUGUUCGUAACACUAAAUCUGGUGCACCUUUCCGUCCCAUCACAGUGAGAGACACCAUUGGAGAUCUUCCACCAGUUCAAAACGGAGCAUCAGAAAUAUACAAAGCGUAUGGAGAGGACCCAACCUCGUGGUUCCAAAAAGCAAUAAGAGGAAACAUGUAUGUUCUCACGGAUCAUAUCUGCAAGGAGAUGAAUGAAAUAAACCUCACUCGAUGUAAGAAUAUCCCAAAGAGGCCAGGUGCUGAUUGGCAUGACCUCCCAGACGAAAAGGUGCCGUUAUCAAAUGGGAAGAUGGUAGAUAUGAUUCCACAAUGUCUGCUAAAGAAAUGUAAGUCUUGGAAAGGACUCUAUGGGAGAUUGGACUGGCAAGGCAACUUUCCAACUUCCAUCACUGAUCCUCAGCCUAUGGGAAUGGUCGGAAUGUGCUUCCAUCCAGACCAAGACCGAAUUAUCAGUGUCCGUGAAUGCGCUCGAUCUCAGGGCUUUCCGGAUAGCUUUGAGUUUUCAGGGAAGAUAGCACACAAGCAUAGGCAGAUUGGAAACGCAGUCCCUCCACCAUUGGCCUUUGCUCUCGGUCGUAAGCUCAAAGAAGCCUUACAUCUCAAGAAGUCACUUCAACAUCAACCCUAA
Eutrema salsugineum is the source of this 4614-nucleotide messenger RNA. RefSeq names its product DNA (cytosine-5)-methyltransferase 1. The record is from RefSeq and is a predicted model, not a curated record. The transcript is spliced from 12 exons. Gene Ontology annotation, molecular function: chromatin binding; DNA (cytosine-5-)-methyltransferase activity. NCBI's taxonomy places the organism in Eukaryota, Viridiplantae, Streptophyta, Magnoliopsida, Brassicales, Brassicaceae. Gene Ontology annotation, cellular component: nucleus. The coding region runs from base 1 to 4614 and encodes 1537 amino acids.